AUGUCUGCCGUAAGGCAUCGGCCCCUGGCACCGCCGGGCAAUGCCGGCGACAGCGAUGACAACUUUACCGACGACGAGAGCACACCAUUAACCCAAGAUAUUUAUGGCGGAAGCCAACGCACAAUACAAGAAACCAAAGGCUGGGAUGUCUUCCGUGAUCCACCGAUCAAGAUCGAGACGGGCUCGACGGCCAAUCAGGAAUGCCUGGAGCUCACAGUGAAGAUAUUGAAGAUCUUCGCGUAUGCUUUCACAUUCAUCAUAGUGUUAACGGGUGGGGUUAUGGCGAAGGGUUGUGUACUAUUUAUGACAUCACAAAUACGUAAAGAUAAGAAAAUAGAAUACUGCAAUAAAGAUUUGGGUCGCGACAAAACAUUCGUCGUUAAAUUGCCCGAAGAGGAGCGCAUCGCAUGGAUUUGGGCGCUACUGAUUGCCUAUGCAAUACCCGAGAUCGGUGCCUUCAUACGUUCGGCGCGUAUUUGUUUCUUCAAAACAUUUCGUGUGCCCAAGACCGGACACUUUCUCUUCGUCACGCUGAUGGAGAGUCUGAGUUGUUUUGGUACCGCUUUGCUAAUGUUCGUCGUGCUGCCACAAAUCGAUGCCAUACAGGGUGCCAUGUUGACGAAUUGCUUGUGCGUUAUACCUGGUAUACUGGGGCUUUUGUCACGCUGUUCCAAGGAGGGUAAACGUGCCGUGAAAGUACUCAUUGAUAUGGCUGCGAUUGCGGCACAAGUAACUGGUUUCGUUAUAUGGCCAUUACUAGAGAAUCGUCCGGAAUUGUGGGUCAUACCGAUUGCCUGCGUGAUGAUCUCUUGCGGUUGGUGGGAGAACUUUGUGUCACUGCAGUCGCCCAUCGGCUUGGUGCGUGCAAUGGGACGCGUGAAGGAUGAGAUGCGCACUACACGUUACUUCAAUCACAUGUUCCUUUCAUUAUGGAAAGUUGUAUUGUUCGUCUGUUUCGCUUUACUCAUCUUUUGGGCGCAGGGUGACGAGCCUGGCAAUAUUUUCAGUAUGUAUGGUGACGCGUUGGGGCCACAUAAGAUUUCAAUUGACGAAUUGGCUACCAGUUUGACGGGCAACUUGCCAGAUACAUUGGAUGCAGCCAAUAUAGAUAGCAUAGAGAUUGAUGCCGUACACAAUACUGUUAUUUAUGUGCUCCUCAUACAGAUUUUUGGCGCUUAUCUUUGUUACAUCUUUGGAAAAUUCGCUUGUAAGAUUCUCAUACAAGGCUUCAGUUACGCCUUCCCGGUUAGUUUGACUAUACCCAUCACGGUUUCCCUGUUGAUCGCAGCCUGCGGUUUGCGCAUAGACGAUCCUUGUUUUUUCCACGACACCAUUCCGGACUAUCUGUUCUUCACAAGUCCACGCAACUUCCGUUUCAAUGAUUUUGUGACCCAACAAAUGGCUUGGGCGUGGAUAUUGUGGCUGCUUAGUCAGACAUGGAUCUCACUGCAUAUUUGGACACCAAAAUGUGAACGUUUGGCUACAACAGAAAAGUUAUUCGUACGUCCGAUGUAUUCGGCGCUGCUGAUUGAUCAGUCUAUGGCCAUGAACCGGCGAAGGGAUGACCAAGCCGACGUGAAGACGGAGGAUUUAUCGGAAAUCGAGAAGGAGAAGGGCGACGAAUACUACGAAACCAUUUCUGUGCACACUGACGGUUCAGCUAUACAAAAUAAGCCGAGCAUUAAAUCUUCAGAUCACAUUACCAGAAUAUAUGCCUGCGCCACCAUGUGGCAUGAAACGAAAGACGAGAUGAUGGAGUUCUUAAAAAGUAUUAUGCGCAUGGACGAGGACCAGUGUGCGCGACGUGUAGCCCAGAAGUAUCUACGCAUCGUUGAUCCGGACUACUAUGAAUUUGAAACACAUACUUUCUUCGAUGAUGCUUUUGAAAUUUCCGAUCACAGCGAUGACGAUAUUCAAGUGAAUCGUUUCGUCAAAUUGCUUGUAGCCACUAUGGAUGAUGCGGCUUCCGAAAUUCAUCAGACCACCAUACGCUUACGUCCACCCAAAAAGUAUCCAACCCCUUACGGUGGUCGUCUAGUGUGGACUCUACCCGGUAAGACCAAAUUCAUUACACAUCUGAAGGAUAAGGAUCGUAUACGUCAUCGUAAACGUUGGUCGCAAGUUAUGUACAUGUACUACUUGCUCGGUCAUCGUCUCAUUGAGCUACCCAUAUCUGCCGAUCGUAAAGAUGAGAUUGCGCAAAACACUUACCUGCUAACAUUGGAUGGCGAUAUUGACUUCAAACCGAACGCUGUAACCUUGCUGAUCGAUUUGAUGAAGAAGAAUCGCAACCUGGGCGCAGCAUGUGGACGCAUUCAUCCUGUCGGCUCGGGCCCUAUGGUAUGGUAUCAACUCUUCGAAUACGCUAUUGGUCAUUGGCUGCAAAAAGCCACCGAACACAUGAUCGGCUGUGUACUUUGUAGUCCCGGCUGCUUUUCACUUUUCCGUGGCAAAGCGCUUAUGGACGACAAUGUUAUGAAAAAGUAUACCACACGUUCGGAUCAAGCUCGUCACUACGUACAGUACGAUCAGGGUGAAGAUCGUUGGCUUUGUACUUUACUGCUACAGCGUGGUUAUCGCGUCGAAUAUUCAGCUGCCUCCGAUGCGUACACUCACUGUCCCGAAGGUUUCAAUGAGUUCUACAAUCAACGUCGUCGUUGGGUGCCUUCUACCAUCGCAAACAUUAUGGAUCUGCUGGGUGACGCCAAACGUACUAUAAAGAUUAACGACAACAUUUCGCUGCUUUACAUCUUCUACCAAAUGAUGUUGAUUGGCGGCACCAUUCUUGGACCUGGCACGAUUUUCCUUAUGUUGGUGGGUGCUUUCGUAGCCGCUUUCCGCAUAGACAAUUGGACCUCCUUCCACUACAAUAUCGUGCCGAUCUUGUUCUUCAUGUUAGUCUGCUUCACUUGUAAAUCGAAUAUCCAGCUAUUUGUGGCACAGGUGCUAUCCACGGCGUAUGCGCUCAUCAUGAUGGCGGUAAUCGUGGGUACGGCUUUGCAAUUGGGUGAGGACGGUAUCGGCUCACCAUCCGCUAUAUUCUUGAUUGCUAUGACGGGGUCAUUUUGGAUAGCGGCGUGUUUGCAUCCGCAAGAAUUUUGGUGCAUCACGGCAGGUCUCAUCUAUUUACUUUCCAUACCAUCUAUGUACCUUUUGCUUAUUCUGUAUUCGAUCAUCAAUCUGAAUGUCGUCUCUUGGGGCACGCGUGAAGUGGUCGCUAAAAAGACAAAGAAGGAAAUGGAAGCGGAAAAGAAAGCAGCCGAAGAGGCUGCCAAGCGCGUGAAGCAAAAGAGCAUGCUGAGUUUCUUGCAAAGUGGCAUUGGCGAUAAUGGAGACGAGGAGGGUUCAAUUGAGUUCUCAUUGGCAGGCUUAUUCCGUUGUAUACUAUGUACGCAUGGCAAAACGUCGGAAGAAAAAGCACAACUCACAGCGAUUGCUGAGUCAUUGAACACCAUCAAAACGAGAUUGGAAGCUUUGGAACACACUUUAGAUCCACAUGGUCAUUCACGGCAUGGACGCAGACGCACAACAUCUAGCGGUUCAAAAGAUCAUCAUUUGUUGUCUUCGGUUGCUGAGAAAUCUGGCGAUGAGUCGGAGGAAUCAGAUUCAGACACCUCGGCAGAACCACGUCAAGAACGUGAUUUCCUUACAAAUCCAUUCUGGAUUGAGGACCAAGAUUUGCGUAAGGGCGAGGUUGACUUCUUGUCAAGCACGGAAAUUCAGUUCUGGAAAGAUCUGAUCGACAAAUAUCUCUUCCCAAUCGAUAACGAUCCGGUGGAACAGGCUAGAAUUGCUAAAGAUCUUAAAGAGUUGCGCGACUCCUCCGUGUUCGCCUUUUUCAUGUGUAAUGCGCUAUUCGUUUUAAUCGUGUUCUUGUUGCAAUUGAACAAGGACAACAUACACGUGAAAUGGCCUUUUGGUGUACGCACAAACAUAACCUACGACGAAUCCACACAAGAGGUACACAUUUCUAAGGAAUAUCUACAAUUAGAACCGAUCGGUUUGGUGUUUGUGUUCUUCUUUGCGCUCAUUCUGAUCAUACAGUUUACCGCUAUGUUGUUCCAUCGUUUCGGCACCAUUUCGCAUAUACUCGCCUCCACCGAGUUGAAUUUCUGCAAGAAGAAGUCGGAAGACACUUCACAGGAUGCGCUAAUAGACAAGCACGCUGUGGAAAUCGUCAAGAAUUUGCAACGUCUUCAAGGCAUAGACGGCGAUUAUGACAAUGACUCUGGCAGUGGACCCGAUCGAAUUGCUCGUCGUCGUACGAUACAAAAUCUGGAGAAAGCACGUCAACCGCGUCGCCAGAUCGGCACCUUGGACGUUGCUUUCAAGAAGCGUUUCCUCAAACUAACAGCGGAUGAAAAUAAUCCAGCAACUCCGAUACUCACGCGCCGCUUGACAAUGCGCGCCGAAACGAUACGCGCGCUGGAAGUGCGUAAGAACUCGGUAAUGGCGGAACGACGUAAGUCAGCUAUGCAAACACUGGGCGCAAAGAACGAGUAUGGCAUUACAACAACUGCUGCCCUGAACAACAACGGCGUAAUACCCAAUCAGCGCAGUGGACGUAUCUCAAAUGCGGGCAUUAGCAUCAAGGAUGUGUUCAACGCCAACGGCGGACCAGGCGAGCAAAUCUAUGGUUCGAACGGUGGCGGCACCAUUAAUCAAGGCUACGAGCAUGUACUCGAAGAUGACGACCGCAACUCGCUGCGACUGACUGCGCGUAAUCCCAAUCAACAAGUGUCAUGGGGACAGAAUAGCAGCAAUACGGGACGUUUGUAGAAGGCGUCACUCAAAGCCACUUGCCAGCUUCAUAUCGAUUUUAUUGUUGUUGAUUAUUUGGAAAAAAAAACAAAACAAAAAGCGAAGGACUUGUUUAGUUAAUAGUAUUAGAAUUGUAAGCACGAUGUUGUCCUAGUAAAAAAAAAAACCCGCGAAGCGUUGAAAUUUCCAAGUCCUUUGUACAGGCCACUUAAAUGUAGGAAUAUAACAGUAGUUUUGUCUCGAAUUACUAUAUAUUAACAAUUACAAAAACCACUACAUAUACAACUAAGUAUUUGAUUAAGCUACAAACACUGUCACAAAGUGAAUCACAGUGCUUUCUCGUUAAACGCGACUGCUAAAACGCACUAGAUGGUUUUCAGUUUUUAGUAGAAGUAGAAGUAGACCUCGAAAAAUAUUUUUUGUGUUACAAAUGUGUUAUAAAAUUUAAGCUUUUUUAUUAAAAACGAAAUUACUUGUACUAUGAUGGUCACAGCAGGAUGGCUAAUAAUGCAUUGAAAAAAAUAAUUGACUCAACAUUUCAAUAACCAACAUUGGGAUUAAAAACUGAAAACUCAAUUUUAUCCAAAACUUUUGAAUUAUAAAUUUGAAUGCCUGGUCACAAGUAAUAAAAUAUCAAAAUAACAUUUUCAAGACACCUAAAAAAAUUAGGCAUGGUAAUCGAGAAAGCACUGUUGGUACUCGUAUUCAGCAGAUUAUUUUUAAAGUUCGUAACCACUACUGCCACAACUAUAAAUACAAUUAUUUUAUAUUUUUCUACUGCUUCCCAUUUUAAAAUAAUUUCAUAAGCUAA
Bactrocera tryoni is the source of this 5572-nucleotide messenger RNA. It is a transcript of the gene kkv, whose product is annotated as chitin synthase chs-2. Lineage: Eukaryota; Metazoa; Arthropoda; Insecta; Diptera; Tephritidae. Gene Ontology annotation, molecular function: chitin synthase activity. The coding region runs from base 1 to 4779 and encodes 1592 amino acids. The transcript is spliced from 11 exons. The record is from RefSeq and is a predicted model, not a curated record. Gene Ontology annotation, cellular component: cell periphery; cell septum.